Messenger RNA from Scatophagus argus, 6472 nucleotides. RefSeq names its product G protein-coupled receptor kinase 6 (gene grk6). Gene Ontology annotation, biological process: protein phosphorylation; signal transduction; regulation of signal transduction. Gene Ontology annotation, molecular function: G protein-coupled receptor kinase activity; ATP binding. The coding region runs from base 161 to 1888 and encodes 575 amino acids. NCBI's taxonomy places the organism in Eukaryota, Metazoa, Chordata, Actinopteri, Scatophagidae. Gene Ontology annotation, cellular component: plasma membrane; cytoplasm. The record is from RefSeq and is a predicted model, not a curated record. The transcript has 16 exons.
AAGCAGAAACGGAGGGUUGAAUUUUUCCUCCUUUGCCGGGCGGUGGGAGGAGGUGGUGGACGGUGUUUAGAGAGGAUAAACUGAGAUUGAAGCCGCCGGGGAGGGGGGGGCACCGGGAGCUUCGUCUGCUGCUGUUGCUGUAACCCCAGACAGCAUCAACAUGGAGCUGGAGAACAUCGUUGCCAAUACGGUGCUGCUGAAAGCAAGGGAAGGAGGCGGCGGGAACAGAAAAGGAAAAAGCAAGAAAUGGAAACAGCUGCUGCAGUUCCCCCACAUAAGUUUGUGUGAAGAGUUGCGACAAACCACAGAGAAGGACUACAGCAGCCUCUGUGAGCGGCAGCCCAUCGGACGGCUGCUCUUCAGGCAGUUCUGUGAGACUCGACCCGAACUGAGACGCUGCGUCAAGUUCCUGGACGCUGUGGCGGAGUACGAGGUGACCCCAGAUGAGAAGAGGAAGGAGUGCGGUCAGGAGCUCCUCGACAAAUACUUCAACACAAAGUCGGAGGACCACGUGCCUGAGGUGGAGGAGGCCAUGAUGGCUCAGUGUGCCGAGAGGCUCCAGCAGGAGGCCUGCAAAGAACUCUUCAAGGACUGUACCAAACUGAUCCACGACUACCUGAGCGUGGCGCCCUUCGCCGACUACCUCGACAGCAUGUACUACAACAGGUUCCUCCAGUGGAAGUGGUUGGAGAGGCAACCGGUGACGAAAAACACGUUCCGACAGUACAGAGUUUUAGGGAAAGGAGGCUUUGGAGAGGUGUGUGCAUGUCAGGUACGAGCCACAGGGAAAAUGUACGCCUGUAAGAAGCUGGAGAAGAAGAGGAUAAAGAAGAGGAAAGGAGAGUCCAUGGCGCUCAACGAGAAGCAGAUCCUGGAGAAAGUCAACAGCAGAUUUGUAGUGAGUUUAGCGUACGCCUACGAGACAAAGGACGCUCUGUGCCUUGUGCUGACCCUCAUGAACGGAGGAGACCUGAAGUUUCACAUCUAUCAUAUGGGCGACGCGGGUUUCGACGAGAAGAGGGCCGUCUUCUACGCCGCAGAGAUCUGCUGUGGGCUGGAGGACCUGCACCGUGAACGCAUCGUCUACAGGGAUCUGAAACCAGAGAACAUCCUGCUAGACGACCACGGCCACAUCAGGAUAUCAGACCUGGGCUUAGCAGUUCAUGUACCGGAGGGACAGACCAUCAAAGGACGGGUGGGAACAGUGGGAUACAUGGCUCCAGAGGUGGUGAAAAACGAGCGCUACACCUUCAGCCCCGACUGGUGGGCGCUGGGCUGCCUGCUGUACGAGAUGAUCGAGGGCCAGUCUCCCUUCCAGCAGAGGAAGAAGAAGAUCAAGAGGGAGGAGGUGGAGCGGCUGGUGAGGGAGGUGGACGAGGACUAUUCCAGCAAGUUCUCAGAGGACGCCAAGUCGCUCUGUAAAAUGCUUCUGGCCAAAGAUCCAACAGAAAGGUUGGGCUGCCAGGGGGGUGGAGCCUCUGAGGUUAAAGCCCAUCCCAUCUUCCGCUCCAUCAACUUCAAACGCCUCGAGGCCGGCAUGCUGCAGACGCCCUUCAUUCCCGAUCCGCAGGCCAUCUACUGCAAAGACGUGCUGGACAUCGAGCAGUUCUCCACAGUGAAAGGAGUGGAGCUGGAGCCCAAAGACGAGUGUUUCUACAGCAAAGUGUCCACAGGCAGCGUCCCCAUUCCCUGGCAGAAUGAGAUGAUCGAGACCGAGUGUUUCGUAGAGCUCAACGUUUUCCACCAGGACGGGACGGUUCCUCCUGACCUGGACUGGAGAGGACAGCCGUCUCCUCCACCCAAACAAGGACUCCUGCAGCGGCUGUUUGGCCGACAGGACUGCUGUGGUAACUGCAGUGACAGUGAUGAGGAGCCCACAAGGCUGUGACAGACACACACACACACACACACACACACACACAAUCUCAUUUGUUUACAACUUUUGCACAUUUGUAUUUUUAAGAUAGUACUAUCUCUAAAUGUCAGAAUGUAUAUUUUCAGCAUAGCCAUAAUGUUUAAUGUUAUUUAAAACGUGUGAAUUAUCAGCUGCAGACACGCUCCGAACGACAUCAACAGGCUUUUGAUUUUCUUUGUCUUAGUGUGUUUGUCGUUUUUGUUCAGGGAAGGCUUUGCUUUUCAUCCACUCACACACGUCUACAUGUUACUGAUCUGGGAGCUGCUGCCGGCCGCUGAGCAGCUCCACUGGAACAAUGGCCUGCUGUAAAAGUGCCUUGCUGGAGGGCACUGUGAUUACUAAGGGAGGACUGAACAUUCCUUCACCUCUUUAAUCCCCCCCCACACACACACACACACACACACUUUGUCCAGGGAAUCAAACCAAUGACUUUCAGCUCAUGAACUGUGACCACUUUUCUUCUUCUGCCCUGCUGUUACCGACCUCACACACUCAAGUCUGUUAAAGUGUGACUUUUACUUUGGCUUGGUUUUCAACUGGUGAUGCCAGGGCCACGAAGCGUCUGCAGAUAUUUUUAUAUCUAUAGUAUUAUUGUUUUUCAGUUUGGCAGACGAUCGACUCGUCGUGUCAGUGCGGCUCCAGUUACUCUUGUCAGUUCGGCGCCAGUUUUGGGAUGUGACUGUAAAGAUCAUUUUGCUUUUGACAGAAACUCCAAGAGUUUAUACAAGUUACUUCAAGCAACAUACUUCUGCCUUUUGGUUUGGGGGAGCAGUCCCACUUUUGGUCCACAGUGAAAAAUUCACACAUGUUGAAAGGGCCAGUACUGUGAACCAGCAGCCUGCAAAGCACAUACGAUCAGCGAGAAUUAAACCUUUAGAGAACCCUGAUUUCCUACCAGUUUUUUGAAAAGAGAAAAGAGAAAACGAAGACUUGACUUGGUUGCAACAAAGCCGGAAAAAAUCUUUAUCCAUCCAGAUUUGUCGCAGGCUGCGCCCCGAUCACAUGAUGACGGUCACUUCGAAGCGAAGGCAAGAGUAACUGAAGCUUUUGGGUCAAAUCCUCAUUCAGACGGAGACUGAAGCUGGUCUGUCCAUCGCUGCAGUGAGUCGCCUCAGCUGAUUGCAGUCAGUGGCUUCCACGAAGACUUUAAGCUAUUAAAAUGAAAUACCUCUGAAUGUAAAAACGGCUGUCAUGUUGUUUCUGUAGAUGGAUGACCAGACACCAAGUUUUGUUUUUUGUUUUUUGUUUUUUUUUUGUUCCUGCUGUUGAGUAUGAAACUGAAACAUGCCUGGUCUCGGACACAACAAUCGUCAACUCAUAAAUGUGUGGAAUUCACCUUUAACUGUCCCACAGUGUCCUCCGUCAGGUGUGGACAGAAUCCGUCCUCCAAAGUGAAGUUUCACUACGUUUAUCGAAGCCGAGGCUGUCAGUGAGCUCAUGUUGUGUGUUGAAGAUGCUCUGUUAGAUUAUCCUGGAGGAUUUUGGAGCUGACAAUCUGAGCUAAAUAAGAAUCCCAGCAUGCAUUUUUAUCAGCCAAAACUUUUUCUCAGAACUUACCAAAUCAAACCAAAACUGUGUGCAUGAAUAGAUACGUCCAAAGGCAGGUGGUUAAAGGUUGUCUUGGUGUAAUUUGAGUCAACUUAGCCUUUAAUGUAAGCUGUGGCUGCAACUAGCAUUUAUUUUCAUUUUUGGUUAUUUUUCAAUUAGUCAGUUAACAGUUUUGUCUAUAAAAUGUCCUCAGACGUCUUGUUUUGUCCGGCCAACAGUCCAAAACACAAAAAUACUCAGUCUGGAGCAUCAAAGCCUCAACUAUUUACUGAAACGAUGAAUGGAUUGUGGUCUGGUUUUUAUGAAAUCUGGUGAUGAACGCGUGUGGAGAUUGUUUGUACAUUUCAGCAAGACGCUUCUGUCAAACUUCGCCUCCUGUCAUCUGAAAACUCUUUAAUCAAAGCCCAUAACCGGUUAAACCAAACCGGUUUUCCAGAGAAGACUGAAGAUGAUAAAGUCCUUCCCAUCCGAGGUGCCUUUUGGUGUUUGAAGGUACUCCUCCGGCCUGUCGUCGCCUCUUUUUAUACGCACUGUAUGUGUGCUCGCGCAAAGCCCGCUGCUGCGUCAGCGUCGGUUCACUUCCUGUCUGUGGUACCACGUGUGCUCGUCAUCGCUCUGCACUGGGGAUUCGCUUCGUGAGGACGACGAGACUGAAAGAAUCCCUGCACUUAAAGACUGCCGUCGACUCCUCCGUCCCCGACCUCUGAACUCUGGAGUCUCUGCAGUGAUUUUAUAAAAGACUGAGAGGUCAAAGGGGAACUCAAGGAGUUCGAAAAGCUUGCUAACAUUCGCCAUGGACAUUUAAAUCUGGACUGCUGUGCUGAGUCUUUGGGUCUGCUGUCAGAUCACUUCGUCUGUUUGUGUCAAGGAUGCACCUGUAAUCUGCCUUAAAGGAUAAUUCCACUUAUUUACCACUGGGGUCUCACUUUUGUAGUUCCGUUUAUCAUUACCAGUUUAAUGGCUAAAAUUUAGGGAAACAACAAGGCAACAUGGCUGAGAGGAAGUCAGACGGGUCCAGAAACGCGACCAUUCAGACGUCCUGGAAACCUGUUGUCUCAGUGAGACGCAGACAGUCGAGUCCUGCAACAUCUUCUACCAAAGCUGAAUCAGUCAUUUCACAUGCUGAGCGUCUGAAGUUUAGUGUUCUGGUUUGAAGUGGGCUCAGACGGAAAAAAGGCAACAGAAUCAGUUCAAAACGAGCAAAAAUGUCAAACAGGCCUGAAAUGUUUUAGUAUAAAUGACUGUCUCUUUCUUUUAAUUGUCUCCCAGAUCUCAGCUAUUAAUGUGAUGAGUGAAGUGUUAUUAAAAGCGCUAAAUGGCAAAAAGCGUAUGGCAGAAUUAUCCUUUAAGGUGGUGGAAACUGAAAUAGAAACAAGCGUGCUCAAAUCUUCAUUCACGUUUUUGUUUUUCCCAAACGUUUCUGUGUAACAGACAUUUUGUUUCCACGUCACUUAAACAUCUGAGGGUCCAACAGCUUCGCCUGAUAACUUGAACAUCAGUGAAACCAAGAGAAAAAGUCGUGUUGGUGCAUCUUCUGCCUGUUUGGUUUCUUUCCUGUACGAUGCACGAUGAUAUUUGUUUUUGUUUUUUGGUUUUUUUUUUAGUUUCGCAAUAAUGUUUUAUACAUUUCAAAUUAACUGAGAGCUCAGUGUGUGUGUGUGUGUGUGUGUGUGUGUGUGUUUGAGCCAGCCUUGUAAAGACUGUGAGAUCAGAGGGAAGGACUUCCUGUUUUGUACCAUGAAUCAACAUCUUUUCUCUCUGUGGUUUUGCACUUCUGUCUUUGUGAGGACUUAUCUGACCUGAAAGAUGAAGACACGUUAAUCCAACUCCCAAAAGUCUGAUUGGUUUUUACUUUUCCCUCCUCCAGCAGCCCUGUUUGAAUCACACUGAUCUUGACUCAGACUGCCUCCCAAACGUAAAGGUUUGGGAAACAGACAAAAAAAACCUGUCUACCUGGUUAUCCCUGCAGCUGUCGUGACCUUCUCCCUGCAUGAGCCGAACUGGGCCUGGUCCUGUUAGACCCGAUUAAAGCCAACCAGUCCGGCUUCCUUCCUUCAGUAUAUAACAGUGACUCCGAUAAUGUUCAAGCCGUGAUAAUCCGGCGCCACAGAAGGCAGUAACACAACCCAAACUGAACUCAAUUAUGAACUGAAAUGACCUGAUGAGAUGUUCACAGGAAACAAACAAGUGAUCAGAUGUUUCCAGUGAAAUGGCUGUGCUGUACGUCUGUAAUCGAUGUUUUUACGAUGGAGGAAAUGAAAGUUACCGCAUCAGCAUCAGGGGGUCCUCAUAAACACAGACGUACAAACAUGUCAGUUACAUAACAGCUGCUUCACUGCCUGAUAUUCAUGUGUCGGCGAUCCUGCGCACCUCAUAUAUCAACAUAACAUAUUUAUUAUUUCACUACCUGAGAAGAAUGAAAAAGCUGGCUUGCCAGCAUGUUAAGGUUUCUUUUAUCCUUUUUUUAUUUCUUGGUUCAGUGGUAUUUUAGUGAUUGUUUCAUUGUGAGACUUCCAGCCUUUAUUGACAGCAUCACAGAGCUUUUUAAGGUGGAAGCUGAUGGCUGACUUAGGAACAUACACUCCCACUCGAAGUGACUUUUCUGCAUUGUCAAAGAACGUGAAACGUCAGCUUCAGCUUCAUCAGGAGAAAAUGUCGCCUGGGGCAGAUCUAAUCGCAGCUUGUAACAUUCCUAAAACACACAAAAAAACCAUAAAGGAAUCCGUAGUUUACGGUACGUCCGGCACUGACAGGCUGAAUCACUCUGAAUUUAAGGGUUCAAAUGAUGAAUGGAUGUGAUUACUUUUAGUAUUGUGUAAAAUCUUUCUUUCCUUUUUCAUGUCUGCUUGUAUUUGUUCAUGAUGUGGGUCAAGGAUUCGGCGAGUUUGGCUCUGAAUGUGUCCGGGUUUGUUUAACUUUGUUUUUAACUUGUUGGUAGAAGAUUCAUUCAUCCUGAGAGCCUUACACUGAGGAAACAGCCUCUAUCAAUAAACACACUGCUUUCAUUCA